This is a messenger RNA of Puccinia triticina, 2472 nucleotides long. RefSeq lists its product as uncharacterized. The record is from RefSeq and is a predicted model, not a curated record. NCBI's taxonomy places the organism in Eukaryota, Fungi, Basidiomycota, Pucciniomycetes, Pucciniales, Pucciniaceae. Gene Ontology annotation, molecular function: guanyl-nucleotide exchange factor activity. The transcript has 11 exons. Gene Ontology annotation, biological process: positive regulation of GTPase activity. The coding region runs from base 1 to 2472 and encodes 823 amino acids. Gene Ontology annotation, cellular component: cytosol.
AUGGGCCCAGCACAGCCAGCGAGAACCGUGUGUAACAACCCUCAUCUUGAAAUUGUUGAAUCGAUGGCAGACUCACUACCAGACCUCAAAGAACUCGCCGCAGACCUUCCACUUCCUCCCAAAAUCGAAAAUGACAUCCAAGAACUCGAGACACAUCUGUCGCGAUACGUCGAUGAUGACCUGGAUGAUUUCGACCAUUGGACGAAAAUUAGGGAUCUGGCCAGAGAGGUAGCUAAUCAACUGAGGGACCUGAGAUUUAGACAGUCUGUCGGGUCAAAAACCAAAAUAUUUCCCUACAUAAUCAAAACGAUCAAUAAGGUCAUUGCAAAAAGGCCGGCGGUCAAAGUAAACGAGAUGCAUUCACCUGUCAUCUCAGUCACGCAGUUGCUCAGAAUAGUCGGGAAUCUGGUCCAUACAUCCGACGACAACCGUCACAAAUGUCUCGAUGCUGGUGGGGCACCUGCCAUAAAAUCUAUGAUCGACAUGUUCGUGGAUAUGUCCCUGGUUGAUGACGUAUGCUACGAGGAAGAAAUUAGAAUUGCUCUGAUUGUAGCCACCAAUUUCAGUGUUGAGUUCCAGCCUGCUCAAGAUCUUCUAGCCGAACUUGGGCUGACAGCAUCUUUAUCGCGACUGAUCGAGUAUGCUUAUUCUAAGCGGUUGGUCUGGAUGUCGUUUCCUCUAAUCCUACUCGAUGAAAUGAUUGGAAUGGAGGCAGGAUGGAGUCGUGUUCCAGACACCUUGCUCUGUACAUUAGCUCAAAUGAUCGUUUAUUAUGCCGCCCAGGCCGAACCAGAUGACUCAGACCCACCGAAGGAAGAAAAUCUCAACGUUCAAAUAGUCGUGCUGGCCUCUCAGAUUUUACAGACGCUGGUAGAACAUGCGACUUCAGGACGUUACACCUCAUGGCUCUUUGUCACCGCCGAUCCGGUAUCAUACUCGUUUUCAGAUGACCCAGUAACACCGAUGUGGCUCAGACUGGUGAUGUUCUUGCGCUCGGCAUACCGUGGAAUCGAAGCUGCUCCAGGUACUUAUCAUGGAGAGAUCAAAUACAAUCUCUACAGUAUCAUCAAGAUACAGAUUAUCCAAGCUUUAGUCUUAGCGAUGGCACAUGUUCAGGUCACGCCUGAGGCUAGACUAAUGAUGUAUGACAUCUUAGCUGAGUGGGUAAAGGAGGAUACCAUCCUAAGGAAUCGAGUUGAUUUGGUCAUCAUGUGCGGUCUUUGGCUCAGCAAUCUAGCUUGUGAUGAGGAGGCUUGCCGGGUUCUUGUGGAGGAGUAUCAGAUUUUGGAAACCCUGGUGAAGAUUUUUGAAGUUUGGUCGCCGUCUAGGUUGGGACUACCGGAAGACGCCGCAGUAUGCAAGGCUAAACCGGGACAGCAAGCCCAAGUUUUACAUGGGUGGUGUGGUCUAGCUAGGAACCUUGCAGUGCCAGGUAUUUACAAGGACAAGCUCGGUGAACUCGGAAUGGUAGAAUAUGCUUUGGAGUGCUUGAGGCCCGAGUUUGAUAUUGUCGAGCCGUUGAGUGGCACAGCAGCAGCCUUGCUCCGGCAUUUGUGUAAAAAUAACUCUGGGAACGUGGUGCGAGUACUUGAAUCGAAUCGUGUUGAUUGCAUAGUUAACUUAGCUAAACGCAUGGAGCAACCAUUUUUAAUUCUCGAAACCUCACGGCUAUUGUCUGCAUUAAUCAACACCGCAGCUCAAGGCGAAACCUCAAAAUCGGAAAAGUUUGCUUCAGGUUGGAUGGUCCUUUACUCAGAAACAACAGUCGAUGCAAUAGCUCGCUUUGCCUACUUUGCUAUAAUUUCUCAGCAUUUCGUUCUGAUUAACGAAGCCCUCAUAUCACUCACCCUUCUGGCCGUGAAUCCUAGUCUGGUGCAUUGCCUAUGCAGCAGCCUCCUCAAAGUUCAAGGUGAAGGACCAUCGUCAGCAUCGGUAGUUAAUUCCGGUGAUAGUGAACCAGUUGACCCCGACGAUAAAUUUCGCACGGCUUUAGCCGCUUUAUUAUGCCUUGCGAUCCCAGUUGAUACCAACGCAAUCGAGGGUAGUAAAGAAGGUACCAAGAAAGGUCAAGACGAAACGGAUGGUCAAGCGGGGGGAGGCGAAAAAACAAGCGGGUCAGAAAAAGAAGACGAAGACGAAGAGGAGCUACCAGAGGAAGCUAAAAAGUUAAUCAAAGAGCUCCCUAUCCAAAUGAAACACAACUUGUUUGUUGCUUUGACUUCACUUGGACAGCAAGCGAUGAAAAUCCCUCCUCAAACCGAAGACAAAGAUAAAGGCGAAUCGGAUGUCAAACGAAUCCAAGAUAUCUUGCUAAACCAUUACAAAACGUAUCUUCCAAAAGAACCUCCCGCGUCCGAUUCAACCCCACAGACUACAGAAAACUCUCUCGUUGUCCAUCAAAACACCGAUGAUCUCCAUAUCCCCACUUCUUUUCUCGAGUUAUUAGGAGUUUGGGGCGUCACAGUCACUUAA